This is a messenger RNA of Uloborus diversus, 787 nucleotides long. RefSeq names its product astacin-like metalloprotease toxin 1. Gene Ontology annotation, molecular function: zinc ion binding; metalloendopeptidase activity. The coding region runs from base 123 to 764 and encodes 213 amino acids. The record is from RefSeq and is a predicted model, not a curated record. The transcript is spliced from 6 exons. Lineage: Eukaryota; Metazoa; Arthropoda; Arachnida; Araneae; Uloboridae. Gene Ontology annotation, biological process: proteolysis.
GUUUUUUUUAGUCAUUUACUGCUUCAGCAUGAACUGGAUAGUGAUUUUCUGUGUACUUUGCGGGUUGUGUUCUCAAAAUCUCGCGGGAGAGCCGUCAUGUGGAACAUGAUGGAGAUCGUGCAAUGGAAAAUCCAGAUCUUUUUGAAGGUGAUAUAUUAGGUUUUACAUCUGAAGACAGAAAUGCUGUUACAGGCAGACGAAGAUUAUGGCCUGAUGGGAAAAUCCCUUAUGUAAUUGAUCCUGCUUUAAAAUCAAGGGAGAGUAAAAUGAAAGAAGCUAUGCAGCACUAUGCGAAUAAAACAUGCAUACGGUUCGUGCCGAGGACAAAUGAAACAAAUUAUGUCAACUUUUUUCCUGGAAGAGGAUGCUACUCCCACGUUGGAAAAACAAUAGGAGGCCAACCACUCUCCUUGAGCGCUGGCUGCUUCAAUUUCGGGAUCCUUGUCCACGAAAUGGGCCAUGCUGUUGGGUUCUACCACGAGCACUCUCGUUCGGAUAGAGAUGACUACAUAGACAUACAUUACGACAACAUUCAGACAGGAAUGGAGGAUCAGUUUACUAAACUGCGUCCAAGUCAAAAUAUAUUAAUCAAUCGAUUUGACUACGACUCUAUAAUGCUCUACGGAGACACUGUCUUCAGCAAGAACCAUUUGACUCUGAAGACUAUGACAGCCAAAGAUGGAAGACAGCUGAAAGAUGUGACCAAGAAAUCAGGACUGAGCGAGAGCGACAUCAAAAGAAUCAAAAUCCUGUAUGAUUGCUAAAUAACUUUUCAAAUGUAACAUAA